AUGCGGGCUUGUGGUUCGCGAGAGAGGGGUCCAGCAACUGGUUUCUUGGUUCUGAGGACCACAAGUUUCUUGGCUUUGUUGAUAAGUCCUGAAGGUCGGUUAUCUAGCAUUCAAGGGUGUGAAGUGAAGGGUGUUGAAUGCACAGUUAUCGAGCCGGGACGAGCAGAAGUAGAGCUUGACUUGGUGUGUGUUUUGGAACCUGCAUUUCUACAGCAAGCGGACUUGCUUCAACAGCCGGACUUGUUGAACGUUCGUUACCAAAGCCUGUUAUACGCUGCGAGGAUGUUGCAACUUGCCUCGGAAUCUAAAAGGAAUAAGAAAGUGCCCGCCCGAACACUGGAUCGGUUUGUGCGAUAUGUAACGCAUAAGGCUAUGGAUGAAUAUAACACCAACUGGCCACGCCUUCCUGACAAUCAACUACUUCAUACACAACUCGAUACGAAGAUAGCCGGCGCCUUUGCCAAAAAGAUCCGACGAUAUCGCAACUCCCGAGCCGGCCGGAAAGCCGAAUUCCAAGAAUUACAAAUCCGCUUUGGCUCUACCUAUAGCGACGUUGACGUCUUCUCCAUCUGGACAACAGACCAAUGCACCCCGAGACCGAUCAAGAAGAAGAAUCUCUUCUUCUUCUUUUUCUGA
Messenger RNA from Gregarina niphandrodes, 636 nucleotides. RefSeq lists its product as hypothetical. The transcript has a single exon. The record is from RefSeq and is a predicted model, not a curated record. The coding region runs from base 1 to 636 and encodes 211 amino acids. Lineage: Eukaryota; Apicomplexa; Conoidasida; Eugregarinorida; Gregarinidae.